AUGAUCGGAGUGGGCGUGUGCGUGUGGCGGUUCGUAGCGAGGCAGUACCAGUGGCAGGGGGAGCGGCAGGGGGAGCUGCGGCAAUGGUGCUCGCAGCGAGCCAUAAUGCUGGAGCAGCAGCUGCUGGUGCACACAGGCCAGACGCAGACGCUGGCAGGCCUGGUGUCAUCCCUGGGUCGCGUGGCCGAGGGCGGCCAACGGGCACUGGACACGUGUCUCUCUGAGAGGCGCUGGCUGGCGUAUCUCAGCCAAACCACGUCCACCAGGCCUGGAGGCGUUGGGGCGUCUGCGUGUCUUUAUGUCACAGACACUCAAAGGCUUGCCUUUGAGCAGCGGCUCAAUGCCUCCAUCAUAGAUGCGUUCACCAGCCGGCCACGCGCACCUGCUUCACUCUACUGCCCCAAGGUGCUGGACAGCGAGUCAGGGACCCCAGCGAGUCAAGGUCUCCUCUCAGACGCACUCCAGGCCUUUCCCUCGGAGCUCGCUCUCGUGCGCGCCUCUGCCAAGGAGACGUUCACGCUGCCCUACGCCACCACUGCCACUGGAACUGCUGGACUGGGGAUGGUGUUUCCAGUGCUGCAGCAACCACUCCCCGCGUCCUCCUCGCAGCAGCAACAGGCAGCAGUGGUGGGAGCAGUGACCGCCACCAUCAACCUCACUGCCAUCGUGCAGAGCGUACUCUCAGAGAUCUUCUCCUCCUCCACUCCAUCCGCACCCACUGGCAGAUCAUUUGAGCUCUACGACACAACAGACCCCGCCUCUCCACUCGUGCUUGCCGGCCCCACGCCGCUGUCCUUCCAGCCGCAGCCCUGCCAGCCUGUCGCCCCGCUGCUGCCAGCCCCCCCCUCGGUGCUGCGUGUGUGGGAGAAGCGGGCCGUGGUCAACCUCACCCUCCCUGCUGCUGGGCCCAGGCGCUACCAAGUGUGGUGCAGGUUCACGGAGCCCCCGUCUCGGUUUGUUGAGUACGGAAUGCCCAUCCUCUUCAGCCUGCUGGUGCUCGCCAUGACAGCGCUGGUGGUGGUGGUCGCAUGGCUGCAGCGGCGGCAGUAUGAGCAGAGCAGGCGGGCAGCGGUAGAGGCGGAUGCGAUGAGGAGGGAGGCGGAGGGGGCGGAGAGGAGCAAGAGCUGCUUUGUCGCCAGCAUGACCCACGAGCUGCGCACCCCCAUGCUUGGCAUCAUUGGCAUGCUAGACGUGCUCUCGGACUCGCAUCUCUCCCGAAAUCAGCUCUCAGAUUUAAGCACAGCCCGCUCGUCCGCUCUGAAGGUGCUGAAGCUGGUGAAUCAGGUUCUUGACCUCUCCAAGCUGGAGGCGGGGCGGCUGCUGCUGGAGAUGGGCGGGUUUGACGUGCGCUCGUGGGUGGAGGGGGAGGUGACUCGGCGGUGGGUGGAGGCUGAAGAGAGGAACGUGCACUUGGCAGCAGUAGUGGCUGCCGGUGUGCCGCAGCAGCUGGUGGGGGAUCAGCUGCGCCUCGCCCAAGCACUCUCUCAAGUCAUGGACUAUGCCUUGUCAUUCACGCCGCACGGGGGCUGCGUGCUGGUCCGGGUGGCUGUGGCGGAUGUUGACGUGCCCUUGACUCAGCUGGCUCAGCGGAAUGCGUCCUAUGCAGCAGUCAGCAGCGCGCGGGUGACUACACUGAUAGGCUCAGACGGUGUGACUAUAAAAGGGCUUGCUGACUCAGCAGCAGCGGCGGCUUGUGUUGCUGGUAGUGCUGGGCUGUCCAGUGAAGAGCAGAACCUUUGUCCACCUAUGCGUGCACGCAAUAGGCUCAAUAUGCGCAAACGGCUAGGAUAUGGCAGCGUUAGUGUAUGUGACUGUAGAGGGGUAGGACAGCGCAACCUCCGUGGUCCCUGCAUAGGUAAUAACUGUACUGGUAACCGUACUAUGAGAGGUCGUAAUAGCCAUACAGUCAAUGUGAAUGGUGACUGUGACUACACAGGGGGGAGGAGAGCAGCAGCAGCAGGGGGGAUGAUGCAGCUGGUGGUCACGUGUGAGCAUAGCGGGUGUGACAACAGCGAGACCAUGAAUGGAUUCAUGUUCCGAUUUGAGGAGAUGCGUAGCCUGCAGGAGGGAGCUAAGGAAGCUGCUGCAAAGCUCAGCCUCGUGUUGGCUAAGCAACUGGUGACUCUAAUGAAGGGUGACAUGAUCUGCAAGCCGCAUGGGGCGGGACCGCUCGGACCUUUCGGGAGUGCUGGUGGUGGUGGCGGAUGGGCAGCCAGAGAGAACAAAGCUAACUUCCCGUGUCUUGACACAUCUAGGAGCAUCUGUGCUGCUGGCAAACGAUGA
Messenger RNA from Closterium sp. Yama58-4, 2283 nucleotides. Lineage: Eukaryota; Viridiplantae; Streptophyta; Zygnematophyceae; Desmidiales; Closteriaceae. The record is from the annotation of a GenBank genome assembly.